GCGCAGGCGACGGUGUGCAAAGAAGGACGUUAGUAUGGGUGGGCGGCAGGUGGUUUGCAGGUCUGCAGGGGGUGAGGGUGGUGGCCAACGAGCCGGGCAGAGCCCGUCUAGAGGUUCAAGGGCGGUGGAGCGGUCCGAGUACGCGCACCUGCCACCGCACUUGCAGCCUUUGCCGGACACAUCGGACGAGGAGGAGGACGAUAGACGUUCACAUGCCGUGCUGCUGGGAAGCGGGUCUACGCAGGAGUGGACGGCCACAGAGCUUUGUGGAAGCCGGGAGCCCAGUUACGGGCAGUCGUACACCCAGCUCCUCAAGCAGGGCCUGAGCGGCGACGAAGGAGAUGGAGGUGUGAAUCUGACGUUCGGUCUGUGCAGUGGGAGGUCGUCGUCUUCGAUGCGGACAGUGCUAGUCGACAACCGUCCCGAUGACGAUGGCAGCCACGUGACGGCUGUUGCACAACCGUCGAAGUCUCCAACGUCGUCGGUCCGCGUGGCGUCGGGGAACAACAGGGAUCCUCAUACGCAGCAAUACAGGGCGCCGUCUGCUUCAAGGGGUGCCUCGGCUCGCCCGUCGUGGAUGUUGUCCCCGUCUCCCCUGUCCGGCAAUUCGAGUGCGGCUCGCAAUCGGGGGGAAUGUGGGGAACAUGAUUGCGGGAUCGAGGAAAGAGGUGACAAAAGCGACGGGAGGGAGGUGUGGGAAGAACAGCGACGGAUGCUCCAUCCGCGAAGGCAAGAAUCCAUAACACGGGGCGUGCAGCGACUGCGAGUGGUGGACGACGAAAACGACGGCGACGCACCUGAUGUCGGCGGCAACGACGAGGACUUGAACGACGACGACUGCGGGGGUGGGGAGGACGACGCAGGUCAAGUGUCGCCAUCCAAGCAAAGCAGCAUAGGGGGGAAGGGCGGGAGGGUGAAGGCGUUUGUUCGCAACGGUCAGCGGGGGAAGAAGGCGAUGGGGAAGGGGAGUGACGUCGAAGCUGAGAAGUGGUUGGAUGUGGAGCAAAGGCUGAAGAAGGUGGGCGUGGAGAGGGAGGCAGAACGGUGCGGGAAGAAGUGGGAUAAUUUGAUGCAGCAGUUCAAGAAGGUGCACCACUUCCAAGGCUUGUCCGGGAAACAGGACUUCUUCAAGUUCACAGGGAAGGAGCGGUUGUCGAAGGGCUUCGGUUUCAACAUGGAUCGUGCGGUUUACGACGAGAUCCUGGGGUCGACUGCCAAGAGCCAUACCAUUAACCCCAAGAACGUCGCAGACACUGGUGCUCCGGGGGGUGUGCGUCUGCCGUCGGCGAAUUCUGGUGAUCCGGAGUCUGUCGGGGAUCGGGACGCUGCUGUAGGGCUGGACGACGACGACGACGGGUCGACGAGAGGUUCUUCUCAGACGACGGGAGGCCUUGCUGGCUUCGGCAAGAGGAAGAGCAUGAGGCAACAAACUUUCGACGCUCUGUCGGAAUGCAUGGAGAAGCACGGGGCUCUGGUGGCAUCGACGAUGGAAAGCAACAACAAACGGUAGUGUUCAAUCCAAAUCCGGCAGUGCGAGGCAUUGGAAGCG
This is a messenger RNA of Chara braunii, 1549 nucleotides long. Lineage: Eukaryota; Viridiplantae; Streptophyta; Charophyceae; Charales; Characeae. The record is from the annotation of a GenBank genome assembly.